This is a messenger RNA of Hemicordylus capensis (graceful crag lizard), 2361 nucleotides long. RefSeq names its product glutaryl-CoA dehydrogenase (gene GCDH). The record is from RefSeq and is a predicted model, not a curated record. Gene Ontology annotation, cellular component: mitochondrial inner membrane. Gene Ontology annotation, molecular function: fatty-acyl-CoA binding; glutaryl-CoA dehydrogenase activity; flavin adenine dinucleotide binding. NCBI's taxonomy places the organism in Eukaryota, Metazoa, Chordata, Lepidosauria, Squamata, Cordylidae. The transcript is spliced from 12 exons. Gene Ontology annotation, biological process: fatty acid beta-oxidation using acyl-CoA dehydrogenase; fatty-acyl-CoA biosynthetic process. Bases 251 to 1579 code for a protein of 442 amino acids.
UCUCCACCUCCCAACCAGGAAGGGAAGGUGGGAGGUGUGGUCUCUGGCUCAAGGCGGGCGGUGCUUGUUGUGAACGCGGUGAAGGUGGAGAGGCGGCGUGGCCUUUCGCGUUUGCAAUUCGGCCCCCCGCCCACUGCUUUGCAAGCUCAGCGCGAACUGAGAGCAGCAGGCCUCCCGGAACGCUGCGCAAGCCUCGGUGAAGAGCCACUGUCUUCUUGACUGGGAAUUUGUUUCCUAGGCAUUCAUCCUAAUGGCACUGAGAUUACCUGCCAGGAGGCUGCUGCAAUGCAGCCACUGUGUGACGGGACCAUGUGAAAUCCGGGCACAGGGCACCAGUGCAACUGCCCCAAAGGAAAAAGAAGCAAAACCCUUGGGAAGCGAAGCAAAAGUCCCGAGAGCCAAGUUUGACUGGCAAGAUGCCCUGCAGCUGGAGAGGCUGCUGAGCCAGGAAGAAAUAAUGAUCCGGGACUCAUUUCGCACCUACUGCCAGGAAAAGCUGAUGCCCCGGAUCCUCAUGGCCAACCGCAAUGAAGUCUUUCACCGGGAAAUUAUAUCAGAAAUGGGGGCGCUGGGUGUCCUGGGCCCUACCAUCAAAGGUUAUGGCUGUGCAGGAACCACUUAUGUGGCAUAUGGACUCCUGGCAAGGGAGACUGAGAGGGUGGACAGCAGCUACCGUUCAGUCAUGAGUGUUCAGUCUUCUUUGGUGAUGCACCCUAUAUAUGCAUAUGGGACAGAGGAGCAGAAGCAGAAAUACCUGCCACGCCUGGCCACAGGAGAACUGCUAGGUUGUUUUGGACUUACAGAGCCUAACCAUGGGAGUGACCCUAGUAGUAUGGAGACUCGGGCCCAGUACAACUCCUCUAGCAAGACCUACACACUCAAUGGCACCAAAACCUGGAUCACCAAUUCUCCAAUGGCUGACCUGUGCGUGGUGUGGGCUGUAUGUGAGGAUGGCAAAAUACGGGGUUUUCUCUUGGAACGUGGAACGAAGGGUCUCUCCACUCCGAAGAUUGAGGGCAAAUUUUCGUUGCGAGCCUCUAUCACCGGGAUGAUUGUUAUGGAAGAUGUGGAGGUGCCUGAGGAGAACCUGCUACCCAACGUGUCUGGACUCGCAGGCCCCUUUGGCUGCCUGAACAAUGCUCGCUAUGGCAUUGCAUGGGGAGCUCUUGGAGCUGCCGAAUUCUGUAUGCAGACAGCCAGGCAGUACACCCUGGACAGGAUACAGUUUAAUGUCCCCUUGGCAAGAAACCAGCUGAUCCAGAAGAAGCUGGCAGACAUGCUCACAGAGAUCACCAUUGGCUUACAAGCUUGUCUACAGCUGGGCCGUCUGAAAGAUGAAGACAAGGCAACCCCUGAGAUGAUCUCCAUGCUGAAGCGGAAUUCCUGUGGGAAGGCAUUAGAGAUUGCCCGGCAAGCCCGUGAUAUGCUGGGUGGCAAUGGCAUUGCUGAUGAGUACCAUGUUAUCAGGCAUGUCAUGAACCUAGAGGCUGUCAAUACAUAUGAAGGGACCCAUGACAUCCAUGCACUCAUCCUUGGCAGAGCUAUCACUGGUCUUCAAGCUUUCACUGUUGGCAAAUGAAUGCAUUCCUCCAGGGUUCUGCUUUUCUCCUCAUGACCCUAACAUGGAAGCAUCAGUGGAGGUGGCUUGUGAUGCUACAACGGUUUUAAAACUUCAGUAUGACUGCUGUUGUUCACCAGAUUCAGAAUGAAUGUAUUCACCUCAGCUCAAUUUUUGAAACUAAUUUGAAAUUUUAAUACCAAAAUCAAGUGCUUGAGAACGUAAUUAUCCACCCAAAGAUUCAGAGCGAGAGCUGCAAGACACUGCACUGUGGCAAAGGAGCAUACCAUCAUGGCUGUUGAAUAUCCUUGUCAUGGGUAGUAGGCAAUACGGAAGUGGUAUAGAAGGGGCAGGUUAUGGGAAUGUGCAUCUCAAAUUUGAAAACUGUCAGUGAGGCAAGCUACUGUGGUAUGUAACUAGUGACAUUUGACUUUUCGUACAAUAGUUCGGUUUUAUGGAAAAUCUGCUGCUGCCACAAGAUCCAACCAGAGCAGAAGCCGUGGCUGCUGCAGGGUUGUGCAUAAGGCUAAUGAGAACCCUUUACUAGUUCUAGCAAGCACUACAACUAAAAAACAAAAGUUACCACCCAGCUCGUUGUUAUCCUGUUGUGACCCUCGACAAGCUGCUACAUUUCAGUGCCUCAUUAUGUCUGUUGGAUAAGUGUCAUGAAUCUUCCCUGAUCAUUGACCAGAUUUUUGAUGAAGCCAUAAGCUGCCUCAGCUAGGACUCUUUUGCACUUAUGAUACAGAUGUUCCCUUCUGUUUGUUAAAGAAUAAAUAAAAUGAUAGAUUUUGCACAGUAAA